AUGACGGCAGUCGCGAAUCCCCCGACCUUUUCGCAGAUAUCCCGGCCAGCAUGGGGCCCCGUUGAUGGCAGCUCGAUGAACGCCGACGACGCUCGAGGCAUGUUCAUGACGCGAAAGACGCUCUCUCGAUCAAACUCUUCCUCGUCCGUCUCCUCCAACUUAUCCAACUCAUCCACGUCGACGGUCCUCUCGAAUGGGACCUCCUCCCAGACCAACGGCACCCCACUAUCAUCGACCACCGACCUGACACAGUGGUCCUCUUCUUCCGCCACCGCGUCGCGUAGAAAGCCGCGGAACGGCCAAGGCUGGCCCGCGUCCAAGGGAGAGGUCCAGACCGACUUCUCCAGGCUGCCAGCUGCGGGCCGACAAAACGGCAUGAUCCCGCAGCAGCACGGUCAGAUGCAGCCCGGGCCAAACCAGCAGCAGCAGCAACAACAACAACAACAACAACAACAGAUGUCCCAGCAAGGAAUGAUGGCACGACCCAUGCAGGGAGGGGAGGGAAUUUCUCCUGCACAGCCCACCCUAUAUCUCCUAUCUCUCAACGGCACCUUUGAGAGGAAAACCAUUGCCGUGCCGUUCGCCCCCGAGUCGUUGAGGAUAGGACGCCAGACUAAUCAAAAGACGAUACCCACGGCCGCCAACGGCUUCUUUGACAGUAAAGUGCUGUCAAGACAGCAUGCAGAGGUGUACGCCGAGCGUAAUGGCAAGAUUUACAUCCGCGACGUCAAGUCUUCCAACGGCACCUUUGUCAACGGCGCCCGCCUCUCUCAGGAGAAUCGCGAGUCGGAACCUCACGAACUGUCGACGGGUGACCAUCUUGAACUCGGUAUCGAUAUUGUCAGCGAAGAUCAAAAGACUGUUGUUCACCACAAGGUCGCUGCCAAGGUCGAGCAUGCAGGCUUCAUGAACUCAUCGAGCAACGUCCUCGACAUGAAUUUUGGCGACCUCGACCCGGCCAACAGCUCUGCCAUGAUGGGCGCUGGCGGACCGAUGCAUACCCGUGGCCGCGCCGGCAACAACAUGCCCGCCGGGAACAACAACCGCAUGUUUACAGCAGCUGGCACACCUAACAGCAUGGGCCAGCAGAGGCCGUUCUUCCUCUCGCCCGUGGCUACAGACCAGAUUCUCAAGAAGCUCUCGAACGAGAUGAGGAAUGCUCGUCUUCAAGCCCAGGAUCUCGGGCGAGCCAAUCAGUUCAUCGGAACACUCCUAUCAAAGAACGACAUCAAGGACCUCGAUAAGGCCGAGGUCCCCGAACCGCCCAGACAGCAGAUGCACAUGGUCAACGGUGGUCUUCCCUUCCGACCAGACCCUAAGGCACGAUUCUCGGAGCCCCCGGCACCGCCGCCGCAACAGCCGCUACCAGAGAAGCCCAACGUACUCCCGCCGAAGAGAGGUGUGACGAAACCUGGCAGCCCUGCGGAGUCAAUGUCGCCUAUCCGCCAGGAGAACACGUUGCAGAUUAUCCAGCUCACCGAGGCCCUCAAUAGCGCCAGGAAGGACAUCGACAUCCAGACUGCCCGUAUGAGGGAGCUGGAGACGUUGCUGCAGCAGGAGCGCGAAGCCCGGGUGCAGGAGCGUGAGGCUCGGGCACUGGCCGAGGAUCAGGCCAAGCGUCUCGAGGAGUCGACGGCUGUCGCUACCCAUAUGAAUGGCUCCGCCGACCUCGUUCCCGACACUCCCAAGGAUGUUGACACCGACGUCACCAGGGACAUCAGCGUUGAGAAUGCCGAUAAGGAAGAGGCGUCCAAGCGUUCGGCUGCGGAGACCAACCUUGCCGCGCAAACGGCAGCCGCGCUACAGGCGCACAUUGACCGGAUGGAGAACCAAGUCAAGGAGCUCAAGAGGCAGGCUGACGACUGGAAGCAGCGCGCUGAGGCUGCUGAGGCAGAGCGCGAAGCCGACCGCACCACUCUAGCUGAGAUGGUGACACGACUCCGUGAGGAGGAGGCCAAGCGGGUGGCAGCCGAGAAAGAAGGCCGGUCGAGGUCAAGAAGGAGGGCAAGCAAGACUGCAAACGACACGACCGCGGACCAGCAGACCAGCCAACAACCGGACAGUCUAGCCAGCGACGCGCAAAAGCAGCCCAUCUUUCCCGACGGCGAGAGACCAGACGGCGACGCCCCGAUCAACAGCCAGGACCUCCCCGACGAGUCUUCCCCCCUCUCGAGAGGGAGCACCAUCACCUCCCUAAACCCGGGGCGCACGGUGACGGCGGGUCAGAGGCAGCUACAGGCCGGUUUGCCUUAUGCCUCCGCACUGGGUGUCAUGCUGCUAGGCAUGGGACUUAUGGCGUACAUCAACGGCUGGCAGGCACCUCCACCUCGAGCUGACUGA
Messenger RNA from Geosmithia morbida, 2340 nucleotides. RefSeq names its product FHA protein. Gene Ontology annotation, molecular function: protein binding. Gene Ontology annotation, cellular component: cytoplasm. NCBI's taxonomy places the organism in Eukaryota, Fungi, Ascomycota, Sordariomycetes, Hypocreales, Bionectriaceae. The transcript has 2 exons. The record is from RefSeq and is a predicted model, not a curated record. Bases 1 to 2340 code for a protein of 779 amino acids.